Molecule: messenger RNA, 1254 nt
Organism: Arachis ipaensis
Lineage: Eukaryota; Viridiplantae; Streptophyta; Magnoliopsida; Fabales; Fabaceae
Product: F-box protein At5g07610-like
Molecular function (GO): protein binding
Source: RefSeq, a predicted model, not a curated record
AUGGAGAGUCCAUGGGACACUGUGAUACGAGACAUGGAUCUCUUAACGGAGAUCCUUCUCCGAUUGCCAGUGAAACAAGCGAUUCAAUGCAAAUGCGUGUGCAAGAAAUGGUUGUCAAUCAUCUCCAACCCCAAAUUCCGUUAUUCACACACUUGUCGUUUAUAUUCCAAGUACAAUAACAAACCUCCACCCACUGCUCUGUUGGUUCAGAAUUUCGGAGACACGAAGGCCAAAAGAGCUUCUAUUGUUCCCUUCCACACCAAUAAUAACAACGCCAACAAAAUCUUCUUCCACCUUGAUCUUGAUCGACGCAAAUACAUGUCUUCUACUAUUAUACACUCUUGUAAUGGUCUAUUACUAUGUAAUGUUACACCCACACCCAAUUCUGGUUUAACAACUUUUGAGUCUUUUAUGAUACGACUAGAAUCCCACUUUCGCAUAUGCAACCCAGCCAUCAGCAAUGACCACUGCGUUUAUCUAGAUUACCCCCUUGGCGAUGUAGAUUCCCCAUAUAAUGAAGAUAUCUACAUAUUUGACCCUUUAGACUUGAAGGCUUAUCUUGUUUUCGAACCUCUAAAACAACCUCUUUCUUACAAAGUUAUUUUAUUUGGUGAAAUGGAAGCUCCGUAUGGACAUUAUAGUCGUCUCAAUCAACUCAAACCCCGAAUUGGGAUUCGUUUGUAUUCCUCAGAGACGUCUUGUUGGAGUAGUGUUGUUUGCAAUCUUCCUAAUGAUUUACGUGUCCCAGAGGGAGUUUAUUGCAAUGGUGCUGUUCAUUGGUUUCGUUUAGAUGAUGACAAUUCCGUUUAUUUCGAUGUCAAUCGGCUUUGCUUUGAUAAAUUGCCUGCAGUCCCUGCAUGUGUUGACUCAAAUUCAGAGCUCUUGGGUGUUAAGUAUUUAGGAGAAUGUAAAGGGAGGCUGCACUUGAUUCUAUCUGAUAGUUUGGAGUUUGAUAUUUGGGAAUUAGAGGAAGAUUACUCUUCAUGGGUUGCCAGAUACCGUGUCAAUCUUAAUCGCAUGCAUGAUGGGGAAUCGGCCUUGUGCUGGAAUCUUUCAAGUAAUCCAUUUUGUGUGUUAAGUUUUGUUCUUCGCCAAGAAGAAGAGGAGGAGGAUUCCAUGCUUGUGUUGUUCCAAGAUGGUAAAAUAAUGUCUUAUAGCCUAAAAAAUUAUGGUUUGAGGGUUCUUUGUAAAUUAGAUAGAGUGCCUAGAUCUGUUCAUCACUACUUUGAGACUCUGUUAUCUAUUGGAAAUUAA